AUGACCUUUGAGAAGUCUUCAAAUAAACAUUUUAAAAGGCCUUUCUCAGAGCCUACCAACGGGAUUAAUACAGCAUGUUUAAAUAAAAAAAGUAAAAAAGAGCAACCUACAGUGGAUAAACCUCUUGAAAGUCUUAGCCAAGAUAUUAGCAUUGAAAAAAGCAGUGAUGGUGGCUUAGCAUUUUUUAGUUCUUUGAAAGAUUUUGUUUCUGAAAAGACAUACAAAGGAAUUUUAGACUUGGGCUUCCCAAGAAUGACGGAGAUUCAAAGGCAGUCCAUACCGCCUCUUUUAGUGGGAAAAGACGUUCUUGCGUCCGCUAAAACAGGUUCUGGAAAAACUCUUGCUUUUUUAAUACCAGCGGCUGAACUUAUGUACAAGCUUAAGUUUACUCCUAGAAAUGGUACUGGAGUCAUUGUUAUAACUCCUACACGAGAGCUAGCUCUCCAAAUUUUUGGCGUUGCCAGAGAUGUUUUGAAGUACCAUAGUCAAACUUUUGGUAUAGUUAUUGGAGGUGCUAAUCGUAAGGCCGAAGCGGAUAAGCUGAAUAAAGGAAUAAAUAUUCUCGUUGGCACACCUGGGAGGUUGCUCGACCAUUUGCAAUCUACGAAAGGCUUUUUAUAUCGCAAUUUACAACAGUUAGUUAUAGAUGAGGCUGACAGGUGCCUUGAAAUCGGUUUCGAAGAUGAAAUGAGGCAAAUAGUUAAAGUACUUCCUGGCAACCGUCAAACAGUGUUGUUCUCGGCGACCCAAACUAGGAACGUUGAAGAUUUGGCCAGAAUUUCUUUGAAAAAGGAACCUUUGUAUAUCGGCGUGGAUGAUGAUAAAGAACACUCUACAGCAAGCGGUAUAGAGCAGGGUUACGUGACGGUCCCUCCAGAGUACCGUUUUUUACUGCUUUUCACUUUUUUGAGGAGAAACCUUACCAAGAAAAUGAUGGUUUUUAUGAGCUCUUGUAAUUCUGUAAAAUAUCACGCGGAACUUCUGAAUUAUAUUGAUGUUCCUGUCAUGGAUAUUCACGGCCGCCAAAAACAAGCUAAAAGGACGUCUACUUUCUACGAGUUUCAGCAGGCAAAGUCGGGUAUUCUUCUUUGCACAGACGUGGCUGCUCGAGGUCUUGAUAUCCCCGCCGUCGAUUGGAUUGUUCAAUUUGAUCCUCCAGACGAUCCCAAGGAGUACAUCCAUCGCGUUGGGAGGACGGCCAGAGGACUGAAUGGCAGGGGGAAGGCUUUGCUUUUUCUUAUACCGGAAGAACUCGGCUUUCUACGGUAUCUUCAGCAUGCUAAAGUUCCCCUGAGCGAGUACUCAUUUCCUACUAAUAAGCUGGCCAACAUUCAAUCUCAACUUGAAUUGUUAAUAGAAAAGAACCAUUAUCUCCACAAGUCAGCAAGGGAUGGCUUUCGGUCCUACUUGCAAUCUUAUGCCUCUCAUUCUCAUAAAACAAUUUUUGACGUGCAAAAAUUGGAUUUACAAAAAGUCGCUCUUGCUUUUGGUUUUAGAGUUCCUCCAUCUGUAAAUCUUAAUGUUAAUGCCAGCAAAAGCAAACUUAUAAAAAGGCGCGGCGGAAGAGGCGACUUUGGAAAGCAGAGAACAAAGAAUGAAAAGUUAAAAGUCUUUAAACAUCAGGCCAAUUUAAAAGCGGGAGUUCAGUAUUCUCGCUAG
Zophobas morio is the source of this 1659-nucleotide messenger RNA. RefSeq lists its product as uncharacterized. The record is from RefSeq and is a predicted model, not a curated record. Lineage: Eukaryota; Metazoa; Arthropoda; Insecta; Coleoptera; Tenebrionidae. Gene Ontology annotation, biological process: maturation of LSU-rRNA from tricistronic rRNA transcript (SSU-rRNA, 5.8S rRNA, LSU-rRNA). Bases 1 to 1659 code for a protein of 552 amino acids. The transcript is spliced from 17 exons. Gene Ontology annotation, cellular component: nucleolus. Gene Ontology annotation, molecular function: nucleic acid binding; RNA helicase activity; ATP binding.